AUGCUUAGUCGUUGCAGACCGGCGUGGAGCCAACAGAAUCCUGCGCCGUCUAGUGGUAGCAUGUCCAUUCCACUAUCAUAUCAUGAAGACGUUGGCUUCAAAAGUCAUGUCAGUCUGGACUGUGAAUGCUUGGUUCUCAUCAUUUGUUUCUCACAGGUGUGUCUUGUGACGGGUGUCGCAGCGGGAACUUUUCCGGAAACCGAUACAAGUGUCUCCGAUGCUACGACUUCGAUUUGUGUCAAGCAUGCUAUCUCAGCAAUAGAUACGGUGUAUGAAGGGGAUAGUUCGAAGAAUUACGAUGCAUGUCGAAUUGCGUCAUUUACUUGUCCAUACUGUGGAGCUAAUGGGCUCAGCCUUCGGAGUUUUGCAAGUCACAUCCUUAGUUUACAUGCUGACCCUCCAGUACCUCGCGUAAAUGUGAUUUGUCCUAUGUGUAUCGCAUGUCCUGAAUUCGACGCCAAUAGAGAAAUUGACAAUCUGAAGACUCACUGGACAGCGUUUCAUGCGUAUGUUAGAAAUUUGGAGGCUGCCACGUAUCGUGCUGAACCAACACGUACUCUUGGCACCACUCGUCGACCUAUGUUAGCAAGAAGAACGGCUCGUCAGCCUGCUGGUGUUGGUGUAAAUAUUGGUGGUGGUGGUGCAACUGCUCAGCCUCCGACAGUUGGUAUUGCUACAGGACCAUCCACCAUUGGUUUACCACCUUGGAGUGCUGAUAUUUCCGACGUAGAUGAAAUGUUCCGAAUGGUGAAUCUCACUCGACACAUUCCGACCUUGCCUCAUAUGCCGAUUACUGCGGAAAUGCAACGUGUUAGCAAUCAGCUAUUUCAGCCGGUUGCAAAUGGUACAGGUCUUUUGCCUACUUUGGGUUCUCUGCGUAAUGUUGUUACAAGAAAUAGUGAAUAUGCACAACCGCGAAACUCUACCUCUGGCAGGCAGACUUCUGUUGCAACAGCACUUCCUCAAAUAGUUCGACCUUUACGGGUGGUUUCCAUCUAUCCCUCAACUGAUUCUCAGGUUGGCACUCCUGACGAACUGGAGCCAUUCGAGGAGUUAACAGAAGAUGACUCUAGUGAUGUAGGUGCUUUUGUAGAUGACGUGGACGUUACGCAAGAAGAACAUGAAUAUCAUCGUUCUGAAAUGGCGAUGACGGUUAGCGACCAUAGCGUUACGUCUCAUAUUGUGUGCGAAGAUAGCGCUACCACUGCGGCGCCGUCUGACAGUGAAUUCGAAUUCACUUUUUCUGCUUAUGAAGACAGUGAAACAUCUUCGAACCCUGGAGACAAUGAGGGAGGUGAUUCGUUAUCACUCACAGAGAAUAAACUAUCGCCUUUCGACCGUCCACUUUCAAAAAGGGAUAUUUGGAAAGCUUUGAGGUCAGAGCUAACGUCGGAAGAGUUUGAGACAUUCAAGAACGUUUUACGGAGGGAACCGAGCAGGGAUUUAGACGAAAACGAGGGUGAUCCAGUGGCAGAACUGGCAGGAAGAGAACAGGAACAGGUGAAAACGGCCGACAAUCGGGAAGCGCAGAGUUGGCUGAGUCUCGUCUAUGAUGUGCCACCACUCCAGUCCUUUUCAGUUGGUGGUUACUGGAACGAUAAGCGUUUUCUUAGGCAGCGGGCUAUUUGGAGCGAAUGUAUAUUCAUUUUCAGAAAGAUGAAUCGGGAGAUGGGUAUGUCAAGUGGUACCGAAUCCAUUUUGGAUAAAGCAGAUAUUGUACUGGCUAUGAUUCGUGAUAUUGGCGUUGUUCCACCUAAAGGGAGAGAAUAUUCAAGCCAUGGAGAUUUUUUGGUUUCUUCUAGGAUGCUUUGCUCGUGGCUUCGCAACAGCUACAGUCAGAAUCUGAUAUUGUUACUGCGAUUUCGACAGACACAACAAUCCGCUCACCACACGAAAUGCAAGAUGGUGCUUCCGCUUUACAACCUGCUUCUUCUUCUCAAGUUAGUCGGGUUACCAUAUUCCUGUUUUCUUAGUGAUGGUGAAUCUUCUGAGGAUGAUGACGUGUCGGAACAAUCAGUUCGUCCAGACGAGGUUGAAUUCCUCGCAAAUGACGCCACAUCACGCGCAUAA
Angiostrongylus costaricensis is the source of this 2070-nucleotide messenger RNA. NCBI's taxonomy places the organism in Eukaryota, Metazoa, Nematoda, Chromadorea, Rhabditida, Metastrongylidae. The record is from the annotation of a GenBank genome assembly.